AUGCAGAUUUUUAUGACAAUUACAUUCCUCGUGAUUCGUUCCGUUGCGCCACAAACCAAUCAAAAUUUGCAGUCGUUGAUUGACGACCUGUUUAGUAAUUAUUCGCCCAAAGUCCGUCCAGUGAUUAACCAACAUGAUCCGCUUCCUCUUGAUGUCAGUUUCUACCUAAGUAGCGUCAAUGAAGUCAGCGAAGUGAAGGAGAAGUUGGUAACUACUGGAUUCCUUAUGUUGUCAUGGAUAGAUGAGCUGUUGACAUGGAAUCCCGCAGACUAUAACGAAACUGAAAUGAUAUUUAUUCCACAGACUGAAAUAUGGAAGCCCGAUCUCGUACUUAAGAACGGAUUUAAGAAGUUUGAGGAACUGGGAGGCAGCUUUUAUUAUUUGGCCAUUUAUUACACUGGCGAGGUUUCGUGGUGGCCUUACCACGUGUUCGAAAGUCGAUGCUCUAUGGAUAUCACCCAUUUCCCGUUCGAUACACAGACUUGUGACAUUAAGUUUAUAACAUGGAGCCAUUUCGCUGAUCAAAUAGAAAUUUCUAAAUCGGCGAAAGGAAUUCAAUUUUACGAAUACGAGGCCAAUGGAGUUUGGGAUAUACUUAAUACGUCUUCAGAAAUCAAGAAAGAACACGAGGAAUCGGAAAUCAAGUUUACAAUUACGUUACAACGGAAGUCUCAAUAUUACAUCAUGAAUAUUAUUCUGCCUGUUGUUUUCCUGGGAUGUCUGAAUAUUCUUGUUUUUGUGAUCCCAGUGGAUGCAGGAGAAAAAAUGUCCUUCUCUGUGACCGUAUUUCUCUCUUUUGCUGUGUUUCUUACGAUUAUUUCUACACUGCUGCCUUCAAACUCUGACAAUACACCCAUACUAGCUAUGUACUUAAUCAUUCAGUUAGUUUAUGGAGUUAUAGCCCUUGUUAUUUCAGCAUUGCAGCUUCGCUUACAUCAUAGGGACGACUCCGAGGAAAUAUCAGCAUACUGGGUUAAAAUUGUUCAAUUACAAAGAAAACUAAGAUGUAAAGGAACCCAGAAAUUUAAUGUUGUGGAAGUUAAACCUUUUGAUAUGAAUUUGAAUGAGAAAGAUGGACUUAAAACUGUUGAUGACCACAGUGAAGGUCACGUGGUGACAUGUGGAUGGAAUCAUGUGGCUUCUUCUAUUGACUUUUUUGCUUUCUGGUCUUUUUUGGUUAGCAAUGCUGUGAUUGCCGCUGUCAUGUUUACAGUGGCAGCUAUACAUUGA
This is a messenger RNA of Saccostrea echinata, 1230 nucleotides long. RefSeq names its product acetylcholine receptor subunit alpha-L1-like. NCBI's taxonomy places the organism in Eukaryota, Metazoa, Mollusca, Bivalvia, Ostreida, Ostreidae. Bases 1 to 1230 code for a protein of 409 amino acids. The record is from RefSeq and is a predicted model, not a curated record. The transcript is spliced from 2 exons. Gene Ontology annotation, molecular function: extracellular ligand-gated monoatomic ion channel activity; transmembrane signaling receptor activity; neurotransmitter receptor activity. Gene Ontology annotation, biological process: chemical synaptic transmission; nervous system process; signal transduction. Gene Ontology annotation, cellular component: membrane; synapse; neuron projection.